Molecule: messenger RNA, 1898 nt
Organism: Exaiptasia diaphana
Lineage: Eukaryota; Metazoa; Cnidaria; Anthozoa; Actiniaria; Aiptasiidae
Exons: 8
Coding region: 455-1852 (465 amino acids)
Biological process (GO): signal transduction
Molecular function (GO): protein binding
Source: RefSeq, a predicted model, not a curated record
UAUGAGUUUUUCUUCCUAAUUCAACCUCUUUUUGAUGUUUUUUAAUGUACAGUUAUAUUAUAUUUGAAUGUUUCGCGGUCCCUUGAUCGGUCACCUUGGCAUUCGGGGACUCCCCUUCAUUCCGCGAUGAGUGAUUUCAAUAGAAUGUGUUUACCGUUCCGCUUCAUUCUAUCUAGCCAAUCAAUGAAGCGCUUCACUUGGGAAUUUUUCCUUGACCURAUCAUGCAAUAAAGGAAACUUAAGGACAGAACAUAUAUACGCCAUGAAAAAAGAUGGAAAUAUAUAUAUUGAUUUUGAUAUAUUUGAUCCGCUGUAUCUUGAUGACUCAGAAUGUCAAWGCAAAUAUCAAACAUACUAAAACGUGUGGUAACGACCAAUUUGAGGUGAACUCUGGUGUCACUAGUGCUUGUCUCGCUUGUCCAAGAUGCCAUCAUGGCUAUGAAUUGUCAGUUCCAUGUGGAAGUGUUGUGUCGAAGGAACGCAUUGUUGUAUGUGUUUAAGGAGAAAGAAGAUGAAGAAGGACACUGCAAYGGAUUUAUUAGUAAGGAGCAAUGACAUAGAAAAGGGGGAAAMAAGGAAAAAAAUAACACGUUAUUCUGGUUGCUUACCAAAUAUUAUUUCAAAAACUAAGAACUCUGAUGAAAAUCACCAAUCAGAUGAACUGGAUGACUUUGCCAAGUAUGACGYAACUAGCGGUCUGUAUAUAUUCAAAAGYAGUGUUUAUAUUCGUCACGAUAAARSCUCUACAACAGAUGGAGCUAGAAACUUAGUUGUGGAAAUACUACAUGAUGGUCCUAUGUACUCAAAUCUUGAUCCAGAUUACGUGUUUAUUAGUCCUAUAUUCAAGUUUUAUUCUCAAGGAACUGAGUUUGAGAAACCUGUUGAAAUUUGUCUCCCGCACAGUGCGUUAAUCGAUUCUGCAACCAAGAACUGGGAUAUCAAAGUACUGUGCAUCGAUGAAAGAGAAAAACACAAAGCCAAGUGGAAGGAAAUCGWUGAUAUCAAUAUUGAAUGGAACAACAUCAAAUAUUAUACAAAAACKYUGCUAACGUAUGCAGUUGUUGSUAAACCCAUCUCAUCAGCCAAGAAGAGAAUGCAGUUUGCUCUCUUUUCAAUGCAAAAAAUGAUGAGUGAUCGUCUUGAGAUGACGCUUUACUUACUGGAUGAAAGCRAGUAUUAUCUUGAUAGAGUGAUCAAAGAAAACAAAACCAAAGGUUGGGAGAUGCUUGGUUGUUUGUAUGCAGUCUUUAUUGACUUCUGUAAUCCUGUUGAUAUCCUCAUCAAUAUUGAAGAGCUGGCUGAACCAUGGAGUUUGGUCCACAUAAAGCCGGACGAGGUGAUCAGCAGUCAGUUGCUUCGCCAUUCCUACUUCAACAUCCCUAUGGUCAAUGCUGUGUUUAGACGAUCUGAACGCAGAGCAAAGACGUUUAGCUGCAACUUUCGUGUGGCGAUUGGGGAUAGUGAGAUCAUUAUUCCUGCUGUGACUUUCGUCCCUGAGGAAUUUUUAUGUGUGUUUGUCGAUGUGCAUAAUGAAGAUCCUUCUUUAUCCGAGAGGCAGACUCUUCUCAGUGAAGUGCCAUACGACAUAAUGUACCAAAUGUGUCGUAAGCUUGAUAUACCAGCCAGAGAAAGAGGGCAAUGGCGGGACGUCGGGCGCCAUUUUGGUGUUUCCGAGGUUGAUCUCCAGUCAUGCUGUCGGGAGUAUGCGUCCCUCGAUGGUAGUCCGUCAAGGGCUUUGAUGGAAAUUAUUUCCUUUCAAAGACCUAAGCUAACUGUUGGGGAACUGAUAAAAUUUCUGGAGGAACAUGGACGCGGGGAUGUGGUUUCUGUCUUGAGUAAAGUCAAGGACUAAAAACGUCUAUUUAGUAUCGCUGCAAACUUUACAUAGCUUUGUUUUU